AUGGACCCCGUCAACUCAAACACAUUUCAGCAGAAGACGCCGACCGGUCCCAGUGCGGAAGAAUAUCAAAAGACAAUCGACUUUUCCGACAAGUUGGCAGCUCACAACGACAGGCAAGAGGAAACUUGCAAGACACGCCGAAUCUUGUUACAAGAAUGGCUCUUUGCAACCGACGGCCCGUUCGCCACACAUUGUUAUCCCCACGACGACACAGAAGCGGCGCAGCAACAGUAA
This is a messenger RNA of Pseudogymnoascus verrucosus, 234 nucleotides long. RefSeq lists its product as uncharacterized. Lineage: Eukaryota; Fungi; Ascomycota; Leotiomycetes; Thelebolales; Thelebolaceae. The record is from RefSeq and is a predicted model, not a curated record. The coding region runs from base 1 to 234 and encodes 77 amino acids. The transcript has 2 exons.